AUGCAACAAGCUCUAGACCAAGCUUUGGAUCGUGCAGAGUAUGUCAUUGCAACUGCCCAACAAAGACCGCCGAAAAGGAAAUACUCAACAAGCGGAGAGACGUCUCUCCAGGAAAAACUGUAUGACAUUUAUGUUGAAGAAUGUGAAGAAGAGCCUGAGGGUACGGAGGAAUUAAGAAGCAACGUGAACCUGUUACAGAAGCUCCUUAGGAGAGAGUCGUUGCCCUGUUUGGUGGUCAACCUGUACCCAGGAAAGCAGGGCUAUUCCCUGAUGCUCAAGGGAGAAGAUGGAUCACUUUCAGAGAGCAUUCGACUGCCUUAUGAAGAACGGGAAUUUCUCAAAUAUUUGGAUGCUGAAGAAUUACCUCCUGUUUUGGUGGAUCUCCUGGAUAAGUCUGCAGUUAACGUUUUUCAUCAGGGGUGUGUCAUAGCAGAGAUACGGGACUACAGGCAGUCCAGUGCUGGGGAACCUCCGCGUUACCAAAGCAGGCAUAUUCUCUUACGUCCCACCAUGCAGACGUUAGUCUGUGAUGUAGAGGCCAUAGCCGGCGAUGACCAGAACUGGACCCAGGAGGACAAACUUUUGCUUGAGAGCCAACUGAUCUUGGCUACAGCGGAACCACUGUGUCUAGACCCUUCUGUAUCAGUAGCCUGCACUGCAAACAGACUGCUCUAUAACAAACAAAAGCUGAACACUCUUCCCAUGAAAAGGAGCCUCAAGAGGUAUUCCGCACCUGCUCUGAAUCGGCAGCAGGAGCUGUCCCAUUGUCCACCUCCUCCUGAGCUAAGAAUCCCGACUUCUUGCAAAAAUAUAAGAGAAAGUAAAGCAAAUCAACUGUAUGACCUCAAAAUUUCUAAAGCAGGCACUCGUGUAGAUACGGGGAAACAGAGACCCUGUAACUUGGCUGUCCCUUCUCAAGUGGAUGUGCAGAAAUAUGCUAAAGGGAAGAAGUCUGUCAGAUAUGAGGAGUCACAACUAACCCAGGAGGUACUAGGUGAUCCUGCAGUUGGAUGUGAGGCUGCCUACCAAUCCCAGGCAACAAGGUUGACCGUCAGGCAGCCAGCUGAUAAGUCACUUGCCACUGGAAACGGGUCUGAGAAAGAAGCCACAAGGGAGAGAGAGCCGAGUCUGCCCCAGUCCUCCACAGAUGACCACUUCAGGAGUUUCCUGUCCAAGCCACAGACUGAUGCUGGGAGAGUGGUCAGUCAGUCUGAGCAACUGGUCCAGAAGAGCACCCAGUGUCCAGUGCAGACGUCACCCAGCUCCAGUGGCUCAGCCCGUCUCAGGCAGCCUGCUCCAGGGACACAGUCAGCACAGCCUAGGGCUGUGUCCAUUCAGUCCUCAGUGCCAGACUGGGUAGCCAGACCUCCACCCCCACUCAAGAGCCCAGAGAAGAGCUCCUGCGGUGACAGCUUUACCUCACAGCAGGCGGGCAGCUCUCAGGCCCGCCCAUCUCCUGGCGCUGCUCCUCAGCCACCCAGCCUUUCCCAGAGAUCGUCUGUGCCGCUGAACAGAGGAAGCUGGCUUCCUGCAGCCUCCCCGUCCACCAUAGGCGCAUUACAAAGAACCCCGGACGUCCGGGUCAUGAGCACCUCCCCUGGCCUGAAGGUCAUCAAAGUAGUGGGCCCCUUUUGCCGUAGCCAGGCCUCAGGGAGAGGGUGUGCCCCUAGGGCCCCCGCUCCCGUGGGGAUCCAGCCGGGCCAGCAGAGCGCAGCUCAGCCACUGAACCUGCAGCCCGUAGCACCACCGGGGCCUCUUCGACCUGCUUCUCUUCCUUCUCCUCCUCCUCCCAGAACAGGUCAGGUGCUUUUGAAGGACGCUUCUGAUCUGAAGCCCUUUACUCUGGUGCAGCCCCCCCAGGGGUCGGUGGUCUGGAGCUUCCAGAAGUUGGCCUCGCAGCUGCACCUCUACCCGCUGCCUCUCCAGCAGCCCUCACCGCGGCCCUGCCCCGCUCCAGGGCCACAGAUCCCAUGGGCACAGGCCUCAGGGCCACAGAUCCCAGGGGCACAGGCCCCAGGGGCAGAGACCCCAUGGGUACAGGCCUCAGGGCCACAGAUCCCAGGGGCAGAGACCCCACGGGCACAGGCCUCAGGACCACAGUGUUCGGGUUUACAGGCUCUAGGGGCACUGGGCACUGCCUGGCCCAAUGUCACUGUCCGCACCCAGCCAACAAUGGUCAUUCACCUCCGACGGCAGCAGGACCCCCUGCAGCACCGGGUGCCUGGGUUGUCUCCACCAGGCUCUGUCCAGAGCCACCCUGUACUGAGGAUCUUGCAUCACAGGAUCCAGGCCUUGACGGAACUGCGCCAGCCGAUUUACUGGAGGAUAAUGCGGUGCCCAGUGGAUGCAGACCCCACAGCCCCCACUGCGCCGCCCCCUCGGGGCCCCAAUUCAGGCAGCCAGACCGCAGGGACCCCAGAGGGAGGCCCCCCAGCCGCCCCCAAGCCCUGA
Molecule: messenger RNA, 2451 nt
Organism: Rangifer tarandus platyrhynchus (Svalbard reindeer)
Lineage: Eukaryota; Metazoa; Chordata; Mammalia; Artiodactyla; Cervidae
Source: the annotation of a GenBank genome assembly